Messenger RNA from Oryzias melastigma (Indian medaka), 741 nucleotides. RefSeq names its product activating transcription factor 1 (gene atf1). Lineage: Eukaryota; Metazoa; Chordata; Actinopteri; Beloniformes; Adrianichthyidae. The transcript has 5 exons. Gene Ontology annotation, cellular component: ATF4-CREB1 transcription factor complex; nucleus. Gene Ontology annotation, molecular function: RNA polymerase II cis-regulatory region sequence-specific DNA binding; DNA-binding transcription factor activity, RNA polymerase II-specific; protein binding. Gene Ontology annotation, biological process: regulation of transcription by RNA polymerase II. Bases 1 to 741 code for a protein of 246 amino acids. The record is from RefSeq and is a predicted model, not a curated record.
AUGGUUAUUUUAACUUCGACUGUUCAGGUCCAGGGUACAGACAGUGAAGACUCUCAGGACUCAUCAGACAGCGGAGCCACAACCCAAAAGACCAGAGAAAUACUAGCAAGAAGACCAUCGUACAGGAAAAUCCUGAAUGAGCUUUCCUCUGAGGAGGCUGCUCACAUCGACGCCAAGGACGGCAGUCCUGCAUCCACAGGAGGGACGGGGGUCACAGUACCAACCACUCAGAUCUACCAGACCAACAGCGGCCAAUACAUUACCAUAGCUCCUAAUGGAGCCAUCCAGCUGGCAGCUCCAGGUUCUGAAGGGCUUCAGGGACUGCAGGCCGUCACCAUGACCAACUCUGGAGGGGCACAGCAGGGCACCACCAUCCUCCAGUACGCUCAGACGCCCGACGGCCAGCAAAUACUAGUGCCUAGCAAUCAAGUUGUUGUACAAGGUGCAGGAGGAGAGGUCCAAACAUAUCAGAUCCGCACAGCGCCCCCUUCUGCCUCCCUCCCUCAGACUGUUGUCAUGACGUCUCCUGUUGGACUUUCCCAAACUAAAACGGACGAUCCGACACUCAAAAGAGAAAUCCGGCUUGCAAAGAACAGAGAGGCGGCUCGAGAGUGUCGGCGGAAGAAAAAGGAAUACGUGAAAUGCCUGGAGAACCGCGUGGCCGUGCUGGAGAACCAAAACAAGACUUUGAUCGAAGAACUGAAAACCUUAAAGGAUCUUUACUGCGUUAAAACCGGAUAG